Molecule: messenger RNA, 1521 nt
Organism: Tetrahymena thermophila SB210
Lineage: Eukaryota; Ciliophora; Oligohymenophorea; Hymenostomatida; Tetrahymenidae
Product: kinase domain protein
Exons: 1
Biological process (GO): mitotic DNA damage checkpoint signaling; protein phosphorylation
Cellular component (GO): nucleus
Molecular function (GO): ATP binding; protein serine/threonine kinase activity
Source: RefSeq, a predicted model, not a curated record
AUGUAUUUUGAGAGAAGAAAGGUUUAUUAAUUAAUUAAAGAAGAGGAAAAAAGAAGAAGAAGAAAAAGCAAAUUAAUUAUUAGAGUGACUAUAUAAAUAAAGAAAAAAUUUUAAUUUGUUAGGGAAUUAUAAUCAUAACUAAUUAAUUAUUCUUUUUUUUUCAAAAAAAGAAGAAAAACAUCAAAUCAAACAUAUUGUUCAUUUUUUUUGACUUCAGUAUUUGUUUUAGGGAAGAUAAUCGUACGAAAAAUGUCGUUUAAUACUUCUUAAACUGUUUAACAUUCCUAACAAAGUCAAAAACAAAGUAUUUGUAGCGAAAAUGAUAUCAACGUUCUCGCAAAUAUUUUUGAACAAAAAGGCAAUCUGCUUUUCUCUGAUUAAGGCAAGCUCGUUUAUUAAUGCGGGUUAUAUGUCCUCAAGGAGGUUUACUUGCCUUAGAUUCAACAAUAAUCCUAGCAAAAGGAUAAUCAUAGCGUUUCUGAUCAGUAGUAACAGGCUCCUUCCUCUUCAGCUAGCAGUCAACCUGUUGUUUCUGCUGUUUAUCCUCCUUCUCCUAUCCAAUCAUAGCAAAAUGAGAUCGACCUAAAGCUAAUUUUAGAAAAAAGAAUCAAAGAUUGCUUGCUUUUAUAGAACGAAUUUGUGAUUACCCAGAAUAUAAGCUGCAAAAAUGCUAACAUCGCUAAGCCCAUCGACUUCAAGGCUACUCCUGCUAGAUGUAUGCUAUUCUCUCCUUAUAUGAGCGAAAAAGACGCUUUUACUCACUUGAUACAAAAAAACGCGGGUAUUUUUUAAAAAAUAAACUAUUUCUCCCUCGAAAAUAGAAGCAACGAACAAGAUGAAUUAUUACAUAGAGUUCGUGGAAUUCUUUUCGGUGCUAUGAAGUUAGCAUUCGAAAUAGGCACUGCUUUAAAGUACCUGCACGAAGAACUCAAUAUUGCUCACAAUGACAUCAAGCCUGAUAACUUUUUCGCUCACUUUGGCUAGCAUCCUCUAAUUGAAAGUAGCUAAGUUUACGACUACACCAACAAAGUCACUCGUGAUGAUGACGGUGUUUAAUACUAUCUUGGUGACUUCGCCUACUCCAAGGAGUGCGGAUUCACUUCUUAGAAAGAAGCCAAGAGAUUCUUCUAAUAGAAAGUUUAAUCCUACUUUUCACCUGAAAUCUUUGCUUUGAUAGAAGGUGGACAAAUUGAUCUUCAGAACUUCGAAAAGCAGUACGAUGUAUUUGCUUUUGGCAUCAGUCUCUUCUAGAUCCUUUUCCAAAUGAACCCCUUUCAAUCCAAUGGCUGCCAUCUCAGCGAUACCUCAUUUAACCUUCUCCACACUAACCCUGAAAAGUUUUGGAGCUAAUUGUGGUAACCGCUGAGCGUCUACGGGUAGAUGACUAAUAUUGACCUGAUGAAAGAUCUCUUGACCAAAAUGCUUGAAAGAGAUCCUUCUAAGAGACCCAAUAUUAGCCAAAUCCUAUAGCACCCAUGGCUCGCUAACAUCUAAAACUAUUUUUUAUAAUUAACUCACUGA